CAAUUUAUGUAAUGUGCAUCAGUGCAGGAUCAUGGACCCUGUCACUAAGGAAUCCUGUCUGGUAUAGGGGUUUCUCAGCAAGACCAGACAGAGCUCAGCCUUCCACCAUGCCUGUGCCUCCCCCUCCAGCUCCCCCUCCACCCCCAACAUUGGCCUUGGCAAAUACUGAAAAGCCAUCACUAAGCAGGUCAGAACAAGCAGGGCGAAAUGCUCUAUUAUCUGAUAUUACCAAAGGAAAAAAACUAAAGAAGACUGUUACUAAUGACAGAAGUGCUCCGAUUCUAGACAAACCCAAAGGACCUGGUGGAGGUGGCAGUGGCGGCUUCGGAGGAGGUGGCGGUGGCAGCGGCGGGGGUUUUGGUGGUGGUGGUAGCGGCGGCAGCAGCUUCGGUGGUGGUGGACCACCUGGCCUUGGAGGCCUUUUUCAAGCAGGAAUGCCAAAGCUCAGAUCUGCUGCGAGUCGAGAUGCCGGUAAGAAAGCCCUUGCAGUUCCAGUGAGAGGCCCAGAGAACAGGGAAGUGGGUGCUGAGGGCAAUUCCCCCUCGGGGCCGAGGGACUCAAGCCAGCCCACCCUCUCCAGUUUGUUAGUGGGAGGCUGUGGGACGCAGGCAGCAGUUUACCACCGGCAGAAUAACCCCUGGUGCAAACGGCAUUUUGUGCUUGCCUCUUGUCUUGCUCCAGGCCCCCUCCCACCACCUCCUCCCAUAAGCAGGAACGGAAGCACUUCGAGGGCUUUGCCCGCUACUCCCCAGCUGCCCUCCCGGGCAGGGCUGGACAGCCAGAGAGGUGGACCGCGACCACCACUUCCCCCCGACCGCCCGGGCUCGGCAGCGCCGCCCCCACCGCCACCACCUUCAUCAGCUGUGAGAAACGGCUUCCAGGAUGCAGGUGAUGAUGAAUGGGAAAGCAGAUUUUCUUUUCAUCCUAUAUCUGAUUUGCCACCUCCAGAGCCGUAUGUACCCGUGAACAGAAGUUAUCCCAGUAAACUAGCAAGAAAUGAAAGUAGAGGUGGCUCUGGCCGAAAAGAAAGAGGUGCACCCCCCCUUCCACCUAUACCAAGGUGAAAUGGGUUCUGGCCCAUCUUUGGGCGAUGUGUUUUAAGAUUUCCUUCAAGUCACCUCUCCUGUCCACAUCAAUGGAAAGUUGUCUGGUUUGCUUUAUUUCCACUUUUGGCUUGUCAGCUGGAACAAACUUCAGUCUCUAUUACAGAAGUAAUAGAUGCAGCUUAUGAACUAUAGUUGCUCAAAGCUAUCAAUUUUAUUUGCUUAUACUGCAGGCUGUCACGAAAGGCAUUUGGUGGACCAUACAAAGCAUACGUGCAUCAUGCUUACCGUGUCCAGCCCUGUCCCCUUGAGAGCUUCAUGGGAGGUCUGGCUUUGAAUUUAAUGAGAGCUGGAACAAAGCUGUGUCAUUCACAAAGCUGUUUCAUUCACUUUGGGUACAGUGGCUAUAUUAUUUGAAUGAUAAAGUACAACCUAUUUUCUGUUUAAAAAACAGUUGCUGGGGAAAACCAUGUAGCCAAGAGUCCCCUGGAUCUUCUUUGCAUGCCUAACUUGGCCCAUCUGCUUCUGCAAGCCAUAGACCUACUAUAUGGUGACCAAGAGUUCAUCCAAAACCUUUUAACUUCAGCUUAGCCAAGCAAAUCUUAUUUUAAAGAAUAGAUGGCACAUACUGCCCUGAGGAUGGAGUGUGUCUUGCCUUGUUUUUAUUUAUGGAGAAUCUUCCAAAGAAAAGCACAAGUGAAGAAUUCAGCGGCAUAAAUUUGUUUUUUUAAUCCCUCUUUCCUCAUUUUUUAAUAGCUAUGCUUUUAGUCACCUCAUUCUUUCCUAUUCUGAUGUGGACCAGCCCACAGUCACCCGUGUCCUGGAUUGCUGUAAUGCCCUCUACCUGAGACUGCAUGCAAAGAGCCCUCAGAAAGUAGUCUUGGUGCAAAUGCAGCAAUUGAUGUAGUUGCAGGCUCCUGUAAAGCAUUGCUAACAUCAGUGCUCCACAGACUGCUUUCCAGUUGUUUCUUUGGUACAAUUAAGUGAUGGGGUUUGACUUAGAAAACUUCCUGGGACUUAGAUUACAAGUUUUAGAGAGAUUGUAUUUGACUUGUGUUACAGUAGAGCAGCUGAGGUCAAAAAUAUGUGUUAAGUGAAAGCCCUUUGAUGUAGUGAAGGAGGUCUGGAGUUUGUGUGUUCAAGUGGGAGCAUCAGCUCCAAAAUUUGCUGUCUGCACUGGUUCAAGAGAAAUGGGAAGAUUUGGCCUUCUGAGUUUACCACGAAGUCUGUCCUUUCACACUUUGCUGAAAGAAGUCUCCGCAGAGAGCCGCAAGGCUUACAUUAAUGGAAGAGAAAGUAUUCUAACAUUGUGACAAUUGGUUAAUGUGUUUAAUGGCUCUUGAAUUUUGUAUAUGAGAAAAGAGCUCAUUGUAUGAGUGCAUUUUACAAAUGGAUUUAAAUGCAUAGAAUGCCUUUGGAAAUUAGAGGAAGAUUAUAAUUCUGGAUUUGAAAUAUUGCUGAAUGAUAGCUCUGUUAAUUGGACUUUUGAAGGUUAGCUUUGAAAAAUUUCUCCUCUGUCUCAACAGUUUCUGUUUCUUCAGCAUACUUAUUGGGAUCCCUACUGAGCCUUUAUCAGAAGCCAUGCUCCACAGGGCAUUGCUCAAAUAAAGAAGAAAAAAAGGAAAAGCUAGUUAUGUAGAUUAAGAAAAUGUUUCUCUAACAUGGGAGACAUGAUCUUUAGUACGCUCUGUGGCUGGAAUGAGGUCAGUCCUUGAAAAUGUAGGGAAUUUAGCUGAAGAGAGUCUGGACCCCACUGAAGUGUUUGUACGUAGGGCUUUCUGCUCUGUCAGUGGGCUUGGAGGGGAGAUCCCCUUUCUGUCUGGCAGCCUGGACAGUCACAGUGAAGGGGAUGAGACAGUUGGAUUUGGCCAGAUCAAAUUUAAUUUGGCCUUUUCAGUGUUUGUUUACAAAAUCUUGUUAGCUGUGAUAGCAUUUGAUUAUGUACCUGUUUUUUACAUUUUUAUAUCUAAUGACCUAUUUUAAGUUACUAUUUAUGGUCUUGAACUUGCAAUUAAAUGCGCAGGCGCAGGGAUGUAUCUACAUCUAAUUGCAGGAUCGUGGCUGUAAGAGUUUCUUAAACAGAUAUUAGUGGGACCUCCAUGUGACAGGUGCACCUUGGGAUCAAGCUUAGCGCAAUACUGAAUUUGUAUAUGUAUUUUAAGGAUAUCACUUAAAGUGCCUGUCUCUUUGGGAUAUUAUUAUGUGAAUAGGAGUCCAAAUAAGAUUUUUAGGAUAAUAACUUAAAGGAUAAAUUAUUGUAUUCAUGUUUUUAAACUGAAGUACUUAUAACUUUUUAAAGAACAACAUUCUGAAUUUAAGAAUACAAUAUUUUCAGUACCUUGACCUGCCAAAUCCUUUUAAUAUCCAAAUAGCUAUGCAGCCAAAAAAAACCCUUCAGAAACUAUACCUUUUUUGUAACUUACCCACUUCCAGCAUGACUGUUUUACAUUGAGUAAGUGAAAUGAAAAUGCUGCACAUUGUUCUGUCAACUCUCUGCAUCAUUCAAAAUAUCCUGUAUUAGAUCUUUUGAGCAAGGUUUUCUGAUCAGAAAUUCUGGACCACUACUAGACCUGGCAAACCUGCUUCAGUCUCACUUUAAAACAUGCAGUGUAAAAGGUCCUCAGUCAACAGCCAAGAAACCUGAGCUGCUUGGGUUUUAGCACUUCUUUGUACUACAGAAACCCCUUCGGAAUGGAUGUUUGGCAUAUAUGUAAACCAGCUUAACAAUGCAGAAAGAGGGGGUUUUUCACCUAACAACAACUUUAAUAUUUAUAUCCUUUGCUAUAAAAGUCCCUAGAUAUAUUCCAGAACAAUGCAGCAUUUUAUCAUUCAAUAUAUUUUUUCAUAUAUCAGUAGCUAUUUACAAUAUGAUCAGUAUUAAAGUAUUUAUUUCACUAUGAAGUGUUAAAAAAGAAUACAAACCAGAUUGAAUCAGUGGUGCCUUAUGACUUCUUUAGUCAACUUUUCUGUGUCUCACUAGAAAAAUUAAAUUAGGCAUGUCUCUUCAAAGUCCUGAUGUAAAUAGUGCUGACUAGCAUUGUACAGUGUUUGAGCCAAGUCCUGCCGUUGUAAUGUGCUCAGUCUGCUAACUUCAGAUUGAGUUCAGUGUAUGGAGGGACUACUGGAUCAGUCUUUAAGUGAGGUAUAAGCAGGCACUGGUUAGCCUUACCAUCAGUUGCUCUGGAAAUUUAAUCCUUUCCCAAAACCAGUGUCUCACGCUUCUGUCCGUACAGCUCAGCUGACUUCAGUGUGGUUGCAUAGGUUAUUAGAAGACUAAAUUUGAUUCACUGCUUGCAUAUAAAAUUUACUGGGUUUGUUUCAAUGGCAUUGUAUUAUAAAUCUUCGCACCUCAAACGAUCUUUUUAUGUCAUCACUAAGAAUUGCAUUGUGUGACAACGGCCAUGGAUGUUCAUUUUUGUUUAAUUCAAGUCAGUAAAUAAAAUGGGAAUAACAUUUGUGCCAUGUGACAAUAAUGUCUGCUCGAUAUUUUUGGAAGAAAAGCACGUUAUGUCUGUUAUGACUUUCUACAGCAGCCGGUGGGAGAAGAGGUCACAGUAAUUAGUGUUCAGAGUUGUUAAAGGAAAUUCAGCUUGUGAUUCAGGAAGCAUGUAUUUCUGUAAAUGAACUACUUAAAUAAGGUUGCCAAGUUCUUGUUUUCCCAACACUAAAAGAAUCAUAAGAAUAAUUUUUUUCUUCUGCAAGACUGAACUAUUAAAGGAGUUCCUUAAAUUGUCACUUAAAAAAAUGGACAGUAGUUUCUCCUUGCAGCAACAGCUGUUUACAUGUCACUUGUAGAAGUAGGUCUCUGUUGGAGCAGAGGAUGAGGGAACUAAAUGGCUGUCAUGCUUCACAUAUAUUCUAACACAACAAUUUUUUGUGCAGAGUAUGGAAAUAGAAAGGGUACUUUUUGCCUUUGAAGCAAAGAAUGGAGUUGAAUGAUCAAACUGGGAUUCUUUCAAGCAGAACGUCAAAUGUCAAGAGACCUAGAGAGGGCCCCUCAUCCACAGGACACUGGAAAGGAGAAGACUCCUCAAGGAAUUAAAAAACAAUUGGCUGAAUGUUACUAUCAAUACUAGAGUACAAAUUAAGAUCUAAAAUGUGCAUGUAUGUAAUACCACAUCGCAACAGUGUGAACACUGUUGUCUCACAGGUGCAAACAACCUGUUAUGGCGGUACAUUGACUUUGUGUAACAUAUCUUGUAUGAACUUUUAUCUUUUGAAUGGUAUUCACAAAAAAAUAAGGAGAAUCUCUUAGCUGAGAUAUCCAGUAACACAUUAAGUGUAGCUAGUUCAUGGAAUGGUUCUUCAUGUGCUUUGGGAGAAAACAGGGAUCUUGUGGCAUGUAAGGUGGAAGUGUGUGGACCAUUCAGUUAAAAUGUAAACCUGGAGAACUGGCAAGAAGGGGAGUGUUGGAGUUACUCAGCAGAAGCAAGGCACAUGUGUACGUUCUCAGUGAG
This is a messenger RNA of Athene cunicularia (burrowing owl), 5500 nucleotides long. It is a transcript of the gene WIPF1, whose product is annotated as WAS/WASL interacting protein family member 1. The record is from RefSeq and is a predicted model, not a curated record. Bases 12 to 1064 code for a protein of 350 amino acids. The transcript is spliced from 7 exons. NCBI's taxonomy places the organism in Eukaryota, Metazoa, Chordata, Aves, Strigiformes, Strigidae. Gene Ontology annotation, molecular function: actin binding.